GAGGCUGAGGGCUUCAAAGAGCAAGGAAAUGCGUGCUAUGUCAAGAAGGAUUAUUCUGAGGCAUUUAACUACUACACAAAGGCCAUUGGUGAGAAUGCAACACUAUCUUUGUACCCUAGUUUAAAACAAAACAUGCUAGCCCGUAGCGUAGAGAGCAACCAUGUAGGGACCUUUUUGAAGGAUUCUCAAAUUAUAUAUUUUGUAUUUAACUGGAUCGUUAGAGACAAUUCUCAUUGACGACCAGUUUGUAAAUUCAGCUAAUACUAUUUUAUUUAGCUAUUCAGACAUGGUGAUAUGUUUCUCUGGAAUUGUAGACUGUUGUUUCAAGGUGAUUGACAAAGGCGUUACCUUUUUGUUUUUGACAGACGCAUGUCCUAAAAACGCCAGUUACUAUGGAAACCGGGCGGCCACCCUCAUGAUGCUGUGCCGCUUCCGAGAGGCCCUGGAGGACUCCCAGCAGGCCGUGCGGCUGGACGACUGUUUCAUGAAGGUCAGAGUUCAGCCAGCUUGCUUCAGCGGCGUGACGCCAUUGUAGAGUAUAGGGUUGUCGCGAUACCAGUAUUACAAUACUACAUUUUCCUACUCUUGAGUCCUUUAAGAACCUACUUUAUGUAAAAUAUGAUGUGCUGUAACUUGGAAAAUAAACAAUUUUGGCUGUUUCCAAUUAGGACUGUUUUCCUCAAGAAAUUGAGACUGCUUCAUGUUUUGUUUCCUUGACAUGAUACUUCUGAGUAUUACAAUUAGAGCCCGACCGAUAAAUCUUUUUGCCGAUAUUAUCGGCUGAUGUUGGCCUUUCACAGAUAUGUGUUGGUCUUCCGUUUUUAAAACGCCGAUUAUUGUACAUGAAUGAACAAAAAAAUCCGCUAAUCUGAGCAUUUUCUGAAAUUUUUGUAUAAUUUUUCCAUGUUUGCCCUGAAGAGGGCUCUCAAAGUUUAUAUAAGCCUCUCACUGAACGUCAUUCAGUAGGCAGCUGAUGGCAAAGGGUUAAUUCUGAACAGUAGUAGGUAUGCUGGGUUGACGAUGCCACCGCAUUUGAAAAAGUAAUUAAUCAAAAGUAAAUCAAACUGGCUAUGUACACUUCACCCAAGCAAGUAGUCCUGUCCUCAUCACAUUUUCUCACUUCGCGAACAUUAGCCGGCUAGCUAGCUAGCUAGCUAGCAAGUUAUUUUAGCUAGCAGGCUGUGCUGCUAAUGCGAUAGCUAACUAGACUGGUGGCGAAAGUUAUACAGUAACACUAGUUGCAGCUAUUGUCUGCCUACUGUGUGUUGGGUUAGUUUUCUUUUUGAUCUGCAAAAAACAAGACACCCCCGCUGAUCUGUCAUUCAGGCCAUGUGCUGAUGAUGUGAUUUAGAUUGUUACUUGCUAGAACGAGUUGUGGCACAAAUGAGUGCGGCAAGCAUAAACGUUGUCGCGCUUGCCAUACAGAGUUGAAAUAUCUAGCUAAUACAUUUUGUAUUGAAUAACAUUGCUUGUGCUGUAAUGAUUUGAGACUUAGGCUUUGGUUAAAGAUCAGUAUAAAUGCUUUAAAGUUUAGAUGAUAGUGUAGACUUUAGAAGAAGAGCGAUGACUAUCUGGUGAUGAUUCGGAUACAAUGUUGUCAUCUCACUGCCUGUUCUUAAAGCGGCAGUACAACAUUACAAGUGCAAUUUCAUAUUUACAUUGAGAUUACAUUUAUUAAUUCAGCCAGGGCAUCUACCUACUGUACACUGCAGAUGGUCCCUCCCAUAGAGAUUCUAAUAAUUUUUAUAGUAUUCUAAUUACAUUUAGCAGAUGAUCAUAUCCAGAGCGACUUACAGUUAGUGCAUUCAUCAACAACCAUAUAUCUCAGUCAUAGUAAGGACAGUUUUUCUCAAAGUAUCUCAGCAAAGUCUGUGCUAGUAGGGGGGGUGGGGAAGUCAAGUGUGAGUGUUAGUUCCCAAUGGUCCCUCCCCUGUCUGUUUUGAGUGCUUUGUAAUUGGCUUUAUAUUCCUAGAGGAUAACUUUAGUUAAAUCAGUUUUGCAUAGGCCUACAAAAAAUCUAUAUCAUUGUUCACACCUUAUUCAUGUCUAGUAAGUAGUUGCAGAUUUGUAGUUAUUCACCAUGUAAACUAUGAAAUGUAUAGUAAUGUUCUUAAUGUUAAUUUAAAAGGUUUGUGGCUAAAAUGUCAGAAAUCAUCGUUUUAAAGUAGUCAAUUGCAGCAGAAUUUCUGCACAAAGCUCUACUUUUCAUUCCAGCAAUAAAAAAUCCAAUACUUUUGGCAGAUAUAUCGGUAAUUGGCACAUUUUUUAAACCGGAAUUGGUAUUGGAUCCAGAAAUCCGUUAUCGGUUGGGCUCUAAUGAUGAUACUGGUAUCGUGAAAACCCUAUGUGGAGCACACCAACCCUUUGUAGUCAUCCAGCAGCUUUAACCAGGAAGUAUCUUCCCACCCACUGCACCACAGGGCCAUCUGCGAGAGGGCAAGUGCCACUUGUCGUUGGGCAAUGCCAUGGCAGCCAGCCGCUGCUUUCAGAAGGUCCUGGAACUGGAGCCAAGCAACAGCCAGGCGCAGCAG
This is a messenger RNA of Coregonus sp. 'balchen', 2531 nucleotides long. Lineage: Eukaryota; Metazoa; Chordata; Actinopteri; Salmoniformes; Salmonidae. The record is from the annotation of a GenBank genome assembly.